GGCAGGAAGACUUACAUAGUUUUAGACAUGGUGCGAGCUCCUUACUUUGACAAAAAUGGAGUAAAGAAAGGUGCAUGGAGUCAAGAAGAAGAUGAUAAGUUAAGAGAACAUAUUGAGAAAUAUGGCCUUUGGAACUGGCGUGAAAUCCCCAAGUUUGCAGGAUUAUCAAGGUGUGGCAAGAGUUGCAGACUAAGAUGGAUGAAUUAUCUCCGCCCGGAUGUAAAACAUGGCAACUACACCAAAGAAGAAGAAGAUUUAAUCCUCAAAUUACAUGAAAAACAUGGAAAUAAAUGGUCCAUAAUUGCUGCAAAAUUACCAGGAAGAACAGAUAAUGAAGUGAAAAACUACUGGCACGCCCAUCUGAAGAAGCGAACGGUGGAAAAACAAAAGACAUUGGUGUUGAAAGAGAAAUCUAGUGGUUUUACUUCUGAAAGUGAAGGCAGCCAGAUGAAUAGAGAAAUUGAAGCUAAAACUGUAGUUUCCUACACUCCCUCUAACCCAAUUUUAGAGAGCACUCCAUUAUCCCCAGAAACAUCUUGCAGUGAGCUCUCCAACUUGAGCACUGAUUUUGCUCCAAAACUUCCUGUAUCAGCUGGCACAAACAGGAAUAAUAUUGCAGAAGAUGUUCUCUCUUCAGUGCCAACAUUUGAUGAGUCCAUUGGAGAUUUUUGGACUGAGCCAUUUGUAGCAGAUAGCGCCUACGACCAAGAUAAUUUUCCAGGGCUAUCUUUUUAUCAAGAGGAGCCCUUUGUUUCAUACUAUGAUGAUGGCAUGGAUUUCUAUGAUGAAAUGAUGCAAGAACUGCCGGGGAACAAUUAGUCCUGGCCACAUGUCUGUAUACAUAUGUUGUCAAAUAUUGCACUUGUUUUCUUUA
Molecule: messenger RNA, 874 nt
Organism: Populus nigra (black poplar)
Lineage: Eukaryota; Viridiplantae; Streptophyta; Magnoliopsida; Malpighiales; Salicaceae
Product: transcription factor MYB8-like
Exons: 3
Coding region: 28-819 (263 amino acids)
Source: RefSeq, a predicted model, not a curated record